CCUCCCUACUCUUUGCAGGACGUCACCGCGGACUGCAGGGGCCUGAGCCGCCGCCCCUGCCGCGCAGCCCCACAUCAGCGCACGGGGGACCCCGUCGUCGCAACCAAAAAAGUCGCCGCCGCUAGGGUUGCCACCGCAUCGGUGCAGAGCAAGAUGGCAUCAGCCACAGACUCACGCUACGGGCAGAAGGAGUCCUCGGACCAGAACUUCGAUUACAUGUUCAAGAUCCUCAUCAUCGGCAACAGCAGCGUGGGCAAGACGUCCUUCCUGUUCCGCUAUGCUGAUGACUCCUUCACGCCUGCCUUCGUCAGCACCGUGGGCAUCGACUUCAAGGUCAAGACCAUCUACCGCAACGACAAGCGGAUCAAGCUGCAGAUCUGGGACACGGCAGGGCAGGAGCGGUACCGGACCAUCACCACAGCCUACUACCGGGGCGCCAUGGGCUUUAUUCUCAUGUAUGACAUCACCAAUGAGGAGUCCUUUAAUGCCGUGCAGGACUGGUCAACCCAGAUCAAGACAUAUUCAUGGGAUAAUGCACAGGUGCUGCUGGUAGGGAACAAGUGUGACAUGGAGGACGAGCGAGUCGUGUCAUCAGAGCGUGGCCGGCAGCUGGCCGACCACCUUGGGUUCGAGUUCUUUGAGGCAAGUGCCAAGGACAACAUCAAUGUCAAGCAGACCUUUGAGCGCCUGGUGGAUGUCAUCUGUGAGAAGAUGUCCGAGUCGCUGGACACGGCUGACCCCGCCGUCACGGGUGCCAAGCAGGGCCCACAGCUCACGGACCAGCAGGCGCCCCCGCACCAGGACUGUGCCUGCUGAGAGCUGCCUGGCCCCCCUCUCUGGCCCUGCCCCAUCCCCCUGGGCCUGACCCGGGCCCCACGGGCUGCGGGCAUGAGAUCUUGCCCUUGUCCUCCUUAUUUAUUAUCCUAGCUAUUUAUUUAUUUAUUGGAGAUGUUCCCAGGGCUCAGGCUCAUUCCGCCUCCCUACAGCCCCGUCCACCCUGCCCAGCGGGCCCAUUCUGUACAUACACCCCACCCUGCCUGUCCCCUCCCUGCUCUGCCA
Messenger RNA from Trichechus manatus latirostris (Florida manatee), 1059 nucleotides. It is a transcript of the gene RAB3A, whose product is annotated as RAB3A, member RAS oncogene family. Gene Ontology annotation, biological process: axonogenesis; regulation of exocytosis; protein secretion. Bases 154 to 816 code for a protein of 220 amino acids. Lineage: Eukaryota; Metazoa; Chordata; Mammalia; Sirenia; Trichechidae. Gene Ontology annotation, molecular function: GTPase activity; GTP binding; myosin V binding. The transcript is spliced from 5 exons. Gene Ontology annotation, cellular component: synaptic vesicle membrane; axon; plasma membrane. The record is from RefSeq and is a predicted model, not a curated record.